ACCUUAUGUGCCCCGGUACGAUGUGCGUCGUUCUUCCGCAUCUUCAGCAUCUUCCGUGCGUCUCCCUCCCACCCUCAAUCGAAGACUUCCUCUCAGGACCAGCAGCGGCUCACAGUCGUCGCUUGUGUCUUUUUUCUUGCAAGUACUUCUUAUUGUUUUUAGACCUGAAAGACAUAUUAAUGAAAAUGUCACAUAGAACCACCUGCCUGUGGAGUUUCCUUGUGCUGUCUCUUUGCACCGUGAACUGUGAUGUGGUCUACAUGAAAGUGGGAGAACAAGGCAAGCUUUCCUGCAAAUACUACACUGAGAAACAAGAGGUAUCAUGGACAUUCAACUCCCAGCUCAUUGGCCGUGAAUCUAAGACUGGGGCAUCAGAGAGAGGGGCGGCACCAAUGAGUUCACGAAGUUGGUUUUCCCGUGGAUCUCUAUCCAUCAAGAAGGUGGAAGAGUCAGAUGCUGGAAAAUACAGCUGCAAAGUGCAAUGGAACACUCAAGAGCUGAGCGCGAUGACAUAUAAAUGCUCGGCUCAGCCCACUGGGCCUUUCUUUCUGAAUGAAGCAGUGAACAUUCAGUGUAAUGUGAUGGACGGGGCCAAAGUCAAAUGGACUUGCAAAAGUCCCAGUGGGCAUUCACAUAUGGCCUCUGACUCGGGUUCUGUUAAAGUGACCCUUGUAAAUAUAAGUGACGGAGGGAAAUGGGAGUGUUUCUUUGAGGAAAAUGGACAGAAACCCAUUUAUUCCCUGGAGAUUACCAUCAUAGGUCUGAUGCCAAGUGGAAACGUGACAGUCCAAGAGGGAGAGUCACCCAUUCUCCCUUGUGCUCUGCAAUCCAAGCCAGGAAUCAACUUAAAGCCAAAAAAUAUAAUUUGGAAGAGACUCAGCCCUAACUCGUCCCCGUUUUUGGAGGCAGAGUCAUCAAAAGAGGGUGCACUUAAAAAGAAACCCACCAACUCUCCUGGAGACUUCAAAAAUGUGAAGUUUUCCGCAGAGAAUCUGAACUAUAACUUUUCUGUGACGUUGACCAAUGUGAAGGCAUCACAGGCAGGCACCUACAUGUGCUCUGUGAAAUUUGACAAUGAAAAAACCAUCAUCCACGAGAUGAUGUUAGUCAUCAUGGAUCAGGAUGCACCCCAAGGAAUUUACCCAGGAAACAGCAAUAAUGGUUCAGGGGUCCAAUCCAAGGCAACGUUCAUGUUGGGCAUUGAGCUGUGGAUAUGGAUUGCGACUGGGGUUGGAUGUGUGGUCCUGAUCAUUCUUGUCAGCACUGCUGUCAUUCUGUAUCAGAAAAGAAAGAGAAUCAAGAGGAAGGCGAAGAACAUGAGGUCUACGAAGCACCCGCUGAUGCCCAGAGACUACUGCCAUUGUAACCGGGGUGAGUCGGGGCAACCGAACGGGAAGCAGAGGGAGCACCGUCACACCUCAGACGCCAGAAGCAGCAAGGAGAGCAGGCCGGCUCAGCAGAGGAACCGAGAAAGGCAAGAGAAGGUGCCGUGAGGCAGGAAGUGCGCCUCAGCGUGUCAACAACGGGUGUAAGCUCUGUACACCUGCAUUUACAUUCUUAGUUUUAAUUAAACACUUCAAAUAAUGUGCAUGUCUUUGUCAGAGCAAAUGGCCUCAGCUUGAAUUCAUGUAAUUUGUCUAUUUCAUUCAUUCUUUUUAUUUUGUUCACAAAGUUUGUCUCAUAAAUGUGGUUUUUUUUUUGGCAAAAGGACAUUUAUAAUGCAUGUAUUUUCCAUUCUGACUGC
Molecule: messenger RNA, 1744 nt
Organism: Paramormyrops kingsleyae
Lineage: Eukaryota; Metazoa; Chordata; Actinopteri; Osteoglossiformes; Mormyridae
Source: RefSeq, a predicted model, not a curated record